AUGCCUGUUCUUGUCGAGUUCGAGCCAGCUGAGCUCCUUUCUGGGGAGGACAAUCGCCUCAAACGCCAGGCUCACUGUAUGAAGGUGAAGUCCUGCGCGCCUCUCUGGGCGUAUAAGGUCACUCUCUUCCAGGGCGCCCACCAGAGCGAUCUGGACCCUAGACGGCAUAUCACGUUCAUGGCCUGGAACGAGAAAGGCGAACGCUUUGGACCGUUUCACGAGAGUUUCUCAUUCCAGCAAGAACAAGAGUUCAUCGCAAUGAUUGCCGACCGUCCUGCCCUGUCGCCAUCAUCCUCGUCGUCGUCCAGAUCCUCCAGCACGUCUUCGGGUACUGGAUCUUUCAUUGCAAGCGGAGCAGACCCAUCCACAAACCCCUUCGGCCCUGAUCCUCUCGCCAACGAGGAUGACGACAAGCCUUUUCAGCUUGUGACUCGCAAGCGGCGCAAGCCUAGCUAUUCGGCUGGGAAAGCUCAGCCUGUUGUUAAUACUCGUUUCUAG
Molecule: messenger RNA, 498 nt
Organism: Aspergillus melleus
Lineage: Eukaryota; Fungi; Ascomycota; Eurotiomycetes; Eurotiales; Aspergillaceae
Exons: 2
Coding region: 1-498 (165 amino acids)
Source: RefSeq, a predicted model, not a curated record